Messenger RNA from Camelina sativa (false flax), 796 nucleotides. RefSeq names its product protein RDM1-like. Gene Ontology annotation, biological process: gene silencing by siRNA-directed DNA methylation. The record is from RefSeq and is a predicted model, not a curated record. Gene Ontology annotation, cellular component: nucleus; RNA polymerase V complex. NCBI's taxonomy places the organism in Eukaryota, Viridiplantae, Streptophyta, Magnoliopsida, Brassicales, Brassicaceae.
CGUUAAAAACCCUAAAUUUAAGGAGUCGCGUGAAGCAGUCAUCAUCGCCGUCAUACAUUUUAACUGUCUACGGCGCCGUCAGAAUCUAACCGACCAUGCAGACCUCAAUGACGAUGGAUCUACGACCAUCAGGUGACUCCGGUUCAUCUGAUGUUGAUGCUGAGAUCAGCGAUUGCUACUCACCGCUUGAUACGUCUCACGUCGCUGAUGAAGAAGGUUCGUUGUUGAGAAGAGCAGAGAUGUAUCAAGAGUACAUGAAGCAAGUUCCUGUUCCGACGAGUCGUGGCUCUUUGAUUCCGUUCACAAGCUGGGUUGGAUUAGGCAUGUCAAUCAAACAGCUUUAUCGUCAGCCUUUGCAUUACCUCACCAAUGUUCUGUUACAAGGUUGGGAUCAAUCAAGACUUGAUACUGAUUCUGAAGACCAGGCUUUGGAUUCAAUCAUUCAUCCUGCUAAAGCUGAAGCUACCAUCUGGCUUGUUGAAGAGAUACAUCGCGUCACUUCGUCUCCUCUUCACAUUGCUCAUCUCUGGAGUUCUGAUCCCAUCUAUCACUCUUGCAUUGACCCAAUCUUUCCUGAGCAAUGAAAUGUGAUGAACACCUCUCUUUUUGUAUCUACUUUGUUUCUGGAAACCUUGUUCAAGCAUUGAAAUGUGAAUCUUCCACUUUGUUAACUUGUAGACAAUGAAAUGUGAAUCUUCCUCUUUCCUCUUUUACUUCUGUUUCUGUAAUCACCAGAAGUCACCGCAAGAACACUUUCCUUGAUGGAUGAAAUGGAACCGGUUAUUGUCUCUUAGAA